GGUCAAUAAUCGCAUUUGGCGCGUGCCCAUGCGUGGAGGCGCGGUUUUUCGGUCAGUGGGAUGUUCAGGUUGGGCCAUUGUUAUCAUGCUGCAGAACAGGGGCGCCGCUAUCGGGGGUCUGAUUUAAGGACACAGCAUUCCCGCGCCCUCGCUGACCCCGUCGACUUUGCCUGAUCCCGGAAAAGGAAACACCCAGCCGUAUCUUGCCAGUUUGCGAUUUUGAAUUCAGCGCAGUUGUUUUGUUUGUUCUUCAAGUUCAGUCUGCAACCAUGGCUGUCUCCAUGAUCUCUCACGCUGGGAUUCUCGACAAGUACUUCUCCCUCGACCAGAAGGGCACCAUCAUUGCUGAGUACAUAUGGAUUGACUCAGAGGGUGGCACACGGUCCAAGUCGAGGACCCUACCGGAGCAGGACUACAAGCCCGAGGACCUGCCCAUGUGGAACUUUGACGGCUCGUCCACCGGCCAAGCCCCCGGCGACAACUCGGACGUCUACCUGAAGCCCGUCGCCGUCUUCCCCGACCCACUACGCAGAGGCAAGAACAUCCUUGUGCUUGCCGAGUGCUGGGACGCCGAUGGAACGCCAAACAAGUACAACCACCGCCACGAGACGGCCAAGCUGAUGGAGGCGCAUGCCGAGCACGUGCCUUGGUUCGGGCUCGAGCAGGAGUAUACGCUGCUGGACCUCAAUGACCGGCCGUACGGCUGGCCCGCGAACGGCUUCCCUGCUCCUCAGGGGCCAUACUACUGUGGAGUUGGUGCUGGCAAGGUUGUCCAGCGUGACAUCGUCGAGGCCCACUACCGCGCCUGCCUGUAUGCCGGCAUCAAGAUCUCGGGCACCAAUGCCGAGGUGAUGCCUGCCCAGUGGGAGUUCCAGGUUGGCCCUUGCGUGGGUAUCGAGAUGGGUGACCAACUCUGGGUGGCCCGCUUCCUCCUGCACCGCAUCGCCGAAGACUUCGGCGUCAAGGUGUCUGUGCAUCCCAAGCCCAUCCCUGGCGACUGGAACGGCGCUGGCCUGCACACCAACUUCUCCACCAAGGAGAUGCGUGAAGAGGGCGGCAUGAAACACAUCGAGUCCGCCAUUGCCAAGCUCGGCACCCGCCACCAGGAGCACAUUGCUGUCUACGGCGAGGACAACGAGAAGCGGCUGACGGGCAGGCACGAGACGGGCGCCAUCGACCAGUUCAGCUACGGUGUCGCCAACCGUGGGGCGUCCAUCCGUAUCCCAAGAGAGUGCGCCGCCAAGGGCUACGGCUACUUUGAGGACCGCCGGCCGGCCUCGAACGCGGACCCGUACCAGAUCACGGGUAUUAUCAUGGAGACGAUCUUCGGCGCUGUCUAAGCUACUGAGUGAACACUUGGGCGGGACUGGACAGGACUGCGUCUGGCGAUUAUCUGGGAGGAGUUGGAGGUGUUUGUUAUGGAAUGUUCGGCGACAACCCUGAUAUCCGAAGCAAUGAACUGCUUGAUUUUCUUCCUUGAUCCAUGUCGGUUUCUGUACCUCAGGAUAGAGGUUGACAGAUCCUCCCGAAACGAAAGAGGCAUUCGUCUGUCUUCGUCUGAAUAAGUGUGCCAUUCCCAGUGUUACUUUUCUAAUCUGGCGUAGUAAAGGACUUGGCGGUUGGUUGCGAAACCCCCGAGCUAGCGUGGUCCUGGCCGUUGGAACGUUUCAUCAAGUUGGCCUGACGCCAUCUCCACUGACACCUGC
Chaetomium strumarium is the source of this 1706-nucleotide messenger RNA. RefSeq lists its product as uncharacterized. Gene Ontology annotation, molecular function: glutamine synthetase activity. The coding region runs from base 270 to 1340 and encodes 356 amino acids. The record is from RefSeq and is a predicted model, not a curated record. The transcript has 9 exons. NCBI's taxonomy places the organism in Eukaryota, Fungi, Ascomycota, Sordariomycetes, Sordariales, Chaetomiaceae. Gene Ontology annotation, cellular component: cytoplasm.